UGGGAACAACAGACUGCAUGACAGUCCUGGAGCUCAAGAGGACCGCUCCUGACCAUUCUCCAAUCCUCGCCCAGCUUUCGUGUACCUUCCCUAGGGACUGAUCUGGAUCCACACCACAGUCAUGGAUCUUUUCCACAGCUGGGGGGUGGAAGUGGUCAUCCAUCUGCAGACCCAGUAUGGGCAUUAUGAGGGCUGGUUUAGCCUAGCCUCUACAGUGGCUGACCUGCAUACCACCUUCUUUUGUUUCUUCCCAGUCUGGUUCCAUCUGCGCAGGGACGUGGGUGUAAAGCUCAUCUGGGUGGCUGUCAUCGGGGACUGGCUCAACCUGGUCAUGAAGUGGGUUCUAUUUGGAGAGAGACCCUAUUGGUGGGUCCAUGAUACCCGCUUCUAUGGGACAGAUCCAGCCCCUGCCUUAAAACAAUUCCCCAUCACCUGUGAAACUGGACCAGGAAGCCCUUCGGGUCAUGCCAUGGGCUCGUCUGGGGUGUGGUACGUGAUGAUAACAGCUGUCUUCUCAGUGGCAACAGAAAGACGGUUCCCACCUCUCCUGUACAGGUUCUUGCAGGUGGGGCUCUGGAUGCUGCUGUGUACAGUAGAGCUGCUGGUGUGCAUGUCCAGAGUCUACAUGGCUGCCCACUUCCCGCACCAGGUCAUCAGUGGGGUCAUCACAGGUAUCAUGGUGGCUGAGGCCUUCUCCAGAGUGCAGUGGAUCUAUGGAGCCAGUCUGAAGAAGUACUUCUACACCACCCUCUUUCUGCUCGCCUUUGCUGUGGGCUUCUACGAGCUACUGAAAGCUAUAGGCGUGGACCUGCUGUGGUCCCUGGAGAAAGCCCAGAAGUGGUGUGUGAGAGCCGAGUGGGUCUACCUGGACUCCACUCCUUUCGCCAGCCUCCUGCGCAAUAUGGGCACCUUGUUUGGCCUGGGCCUGGGCCUGCACUCACCCCUCUACACCGAGAACAAGAACAGCAGCAUCCCCUUCCGGGUGGGGUGUAUCACUGUCUCUUUAUUGUUGCUACAGAUUUUGGAUGGCUUGACGUUCUCCUCGAGAGACCAGGCAAUGUUCUAUGUGUUGUCAUUUAGUAAGAGUGCUGCUGCUCUCUUCAUUCCCACAGCUCUGGUUCCCGGAGGACUCUCAUGGAUCUUCCCAGGUAGUGGGGCGGCUAAGCUGAAAUUUUCAUAACAACAGUUCACUUUAUGAUAAAAGCACCAAAUUUUGCAGAGGUAGAUUUAUGUACCCUGAAAUUAUUUACAUAUCAGGCCAUGGCAGACAUCUUACAAAAUGGCCACUGAAAGUAACACAACAUUUUACAAUUCAGAAGUAGUGUUUUGAUAUAACUGCAUCAAAUGUGUUACAGAGGUAGAUGUAUGUACCCUGAAAAUAUUUACAGUAUAUAUGGAGCCCCCACAGAUUUGGCCCCUGGGGCCACAGCAGACAUUUUACAAAAUGCCAACAUAUUGUAAUACUGUUUGUAAAACAAUUGUUUUACAAUGCAGAAGGACUGUUUUGAGAUAACAGCACCACAUUUAGUACAGAGGUAGAUAGUACAGAGGUACAGUGCUUUCAGACAGUAUUCAUACACCUUGAUAUCUUCCACAUAUUGUUGUGUUACAGCCUAAAUUGAAAACGGAUUACAUGUAUUUGUUUUUAUCUCACACAAUACCUCAUAAUGACAAAGUGAAAACAUAUUUUUUUGUAAAUGUUUGCCAAUGUAUAUUUAAGGGGUUAACAAAGGGGUUGAACUCAAGACCAUGUGGUAUUGUGUGUAGGCUAGUGACCAAAAAUCUCAAUUUAAUCAAUUUUAAAUUCAGUCUUUGACAAAAUGUUUUGGGAAAAAUGUCAAGGGGUGUGAGUACUUCCCGAAGGCACUGCAUGUCAGGGAUGUGCAACUAUGAUGGGGGUCUGGAGUCAUUAUGAGGGGUUGCAGUGGCUCGUGGGUCUGCGUACCCACACAUCCACACUGUGGCGGAGAGAAGAUUUUGCAGUUGUAGAGCGCAUUUCAAGCAAUUCUAAACAUUUUGCCAUAGGGUGGAGGCAAAUGUUUGCAGUUUUUAAUUUGAUCACUUAUGAUCAAUGGGCCUCACCCUGGUCAGUAAUUGCUUACUACAAGUUCAGAUAGCUAGACUAAUUUAAUUUACCAAUGACAUGAGCUAAUUAAGAGACUGCUGAUGCACAACUAAAUUCCAAAAUUGAACCUUGUAUUGUAUUAUUCUAACUCUUAGUUGAGACCCUGACCGAGUCCCCCCCCACCCUGAUUUUAAAUUGGUCCACGGGCCGUAUGCAUCCCGCGGGCCACCAGUUGCCUAUCCCUGUAGAUGCCCAGUGUAGCUUCUGAUGGAAUCCUAUACAUUCAAGACUUAUAGAUGGAUAUGGUUAUGCACAGGUGGUGAAUAUGAUCAUGCAUCUAAAAAGUUUGUAAUAUGGCAGGUAACCUGGUUGAUUUGAAGAAGUUAAAGUGUUUGACAAUUUUUGUGUUUUGUAUUUACUAGAUAUUGUGAACAAGUUUGCAGAGAUGAAUUAGUGAGUAAAAUCAGACAGAGGUGUUUAUACUUUUGAGUUUGAUUGUUCUUCCGAGAAAGAUUCGGUCCAGCUUUUCUUCUCUGUGUCUUGUUUUUCCAAAAUGCCAAUGCUGAUUAAUUUUCACCAGAGCCAGACAUUAAACAUUAACUACGAGGCCAUCAUUCCUCAGCUCAAUGCAAAGCAACACUCGUUCUCUGUACCUCAUGGCCACUGAUGUUGGGUGUUUUGGGCCUGGCGGUUCAAAGAGCAGUACUUUUUUGUGUGCACCACGUGCAUCUGUGUAUUAGUGAUACAUACCCAUUAUACUGUUUCAAACAAACAUACCAGCAAUAAUCAAUAAAGACAGGACUUUACUAUG
Molecule: messenger RNA, 2876 nt
Organism: Oncorhynchus kisutch (coho salmon)
Lineage: Eukaryota; Metazoa; Chordata; Actinopteri; Salmoniformes; Salmonidae
Product: glucose-6-phosphatase
Exons: 5
Coding region: 122-1180 (352 amino acids)
Biological process (GO): glucose 6-phosphate metabolic process; gluconeogenesis
Cellular component (GO): membrane
Molecular function (GO): glucose-6-phosphatase activity
Source: RefSeq, a predicted model, not a curated record